This is a messenger RNA of Serendipita indica DSM 11827, 645 nucleotides long. NCBI's taxonomy places the organism in Eukaryota, Fungi, Basidiomycota, Agaricomycetes, Sebacinales, Serendipitaceae. The record is from the annotation of a GenBank genome assembly.
AUGGCCGCAGCACCAGCUGAUAUCCCCACCUUUAAGCUUGUCCUUGUUGGUGAUGGAGGAACUGGCAAGACGACUUUUGUCAAGCGCCAUCUUACCGGCGAGUUUGAGAAGAAGUAUAUUGCGACUCUCGGCGUCGAGGUUCACCCGCUCAAGUUUACGACCAACUUUGGAGACUUGACUUUCAAUGUGUGGGACACGGCGGGUCAGGAAAAGUUUGGUGGUCUCCGAGAUGGAUACUAUAUCCAGGGUCAAUGCGGUAUCAUCAUGUUCGACGUGACGUCGAGAAUCACGUAUAAGAAUGUGCCCAACUGGCACAGGGACCUGGAGCGCGUCUGCGAAAACAUUCCCAUCGUGCUCUGUGGCAACAAGGUCGACGAGCGUAAAGUCAAGACGUCGGCAGUUACCUUCCACCGGAAGAAGAACCUGCAAUACUAUGAAAUUUCGGCCAAGUCGAACUACAACUUCGAAAAGCCAUUCUUGUGGCUGGCACGAAAGCUCGUCGGGAACCCUACCCUGGAGUUCGUCGCCGCUCCAGCACUUGCACCUCCCGAGGUACAAGUUGACCAGAACCUUAUGACCCAGUACGAGCAAGAGUUGAACAAGGCCGCUGCUGCUCCCUUGCCAGAAGAGGAUGACGAUCUCUAA